Molecule: messenger RNA, 531 nt
Organism: Penicillium daleae
Lineage: Eukaryota; Fungi; Ascomycota; Eurotiomycetes; Eurotiales; Aspergillaceae
Gene: dprC
Product: protein dprC
Exons: 2
Coding region: 1-531 (176 amino acids)
Source: RefSeq, a predicted model, not a curated record
AUGGUCGCACCUAGAGCCGGCGGCUCCCAAGGCUCCUCCACCGGAGCCCCUGGUAUCCCCGUGCCCAUGCAAGAUACCCGAUCGCACUACGACCCCGUCACGACCGGGUACAACCCUGCCACGGGCGCUGCAUAUCACAAGCCAUCGGUAGAUCAGCCACAAGAAGGUAGCUACAAUCCGAACGCACCGUCAAACAGCUACGAUCAGACCGCAGGACAAGACGAUCGCAUCCAGUAUGCGCCGAGUACCGUGCAGCGGCCUGAGCUGGAAGAGGCGGCCGCGACGUCGAAGACGGAUAGAGCGUCGGAGUCGAGGGCGAGGAGUGCUAGCGAGGAUGUUGGAAAGACGGUGAAGGGGGUCGGGGCGAGUGUUCAUGGUGCUGGAGAGACGCUUCGGGGGGCUCUCAAUGCUGUUGUUGACCGGGCAUUUGGAUCGGAUGAGAGUGCUGCGCGCAACGAGGAAAUUGCACGUCGAGGCGAAGGGGAGAUUCGGACGGGCGAGUUUUCCAAGGGGGAACCCCGGAGUCGGUAA